Toxoplasma gondii ME49 is the source of this 2390-nucleotide messenger RNA. RefSeq names its product dolichyl-diphosphooligosaccharide--protein glycosyltransferase. NCBI's taxonomy places the organism in Eukaryota, Apicomplexa, Conoidasida, Eucoccidiorida, Sarcocystidae. Gene Ontology annotation, cellular component: oligosaccharyltransferase complex; endoplasmic reticulum membrane. The transcript has 11 exons. The record is from RefSeq and is a predicted model, not a curated record. Bases 1 to 2043 code for a protein of 680 amino acids.
AUGGCACAGUCUUCGGGGACAAUCGACAUCUCCGCAUGCGCACACUGUCUUUCAGGUCGACAACACAAGGGAGACGCGAAACACUUGCAUGCACGCCAUUUGGUUCCCGUGAAAUCUUCUCGCCUCUUCUUCGUCCUUCUCUCGCGCUUUCUUCUCUCCUCUUUCUUGUCUUUUCACAUCCAACGAACUUCCGCCACAUUCUGUGCCGGGGAAGAGGAACUGGAAAUCUCCUCAGGUUCUCGUGCUUGUGCGUGCACACCGCGCCGAGACACCCAACUGGCGAACUCCUCAGAGUCUCGGCCUCGCGAAGACAGCCUCGACCUCCGGCUGGACAAGGAGACGCUGGAGGCUCCCCUUCUCCGCGCCCAUGCUGCCGUCCUGCCGAUCCCGUCGGCUCCGCCUCUGCGCGCAAGCCCCCAGGGUCCGACGCCGGUCGUCUGCGGCAGCGUCCAGAAGCGUCUCCUCGUCCUCCACGACGAUCCGAACGUGAAGGAGAACUUCAAGAGCCUUCUGCAGCGUCUGAAAGAUCAAAACUUCGACAUAUCGACGGUCAGCUUCCCGCUGUCGAGUGGGCGGAAGGCGUCGCUUCUCUUCAGCCACCACGGCGAGCAUCUGUUCACUCACGUUCUUCUCUUGGCGACGAACCACCGCAGCCUCAGUCGAGAGCUCGCUGCGGCCCUCACGACCUUCUUCACCGCUGUCGAUCCCGACUUCGAAGAAGCGCAGGCGGCCCGGGCCUACGCAGCUGCCUCAGCUUCUUCUGCUGGCGCCGACGCGUGCCCCCAGGCGCUGAAGGCUCGCAAUUUGUUCUUGGUGGUGUCUCCGACGGCCCACACGACGGUCCACGCAUUUGUAGAGACCCUUAUGGGCGUUCGGGAGGCGCGAGGUACGGAAGGUUCGAACGGCCGGCCGGGGCUCGUGGCGGACUUCUUCAACGCCUACUCCCCGUUGCAGGGGACUUUGGAGAAGAAGGACGCGGCCGGACAGAGCGAUGAAAACGGAGACGCGAGUCUCUUUGUCGCCAUGAACUUGCUCGCCGACCAACCUCACGUUGUCGAGCCCCUCGAAGCAGAUGAGAUUCUUCUCUUUCGUGGAGGCGCUCACUACCUACCGGCGCCGUCUGGGAGGUCCCGCAAGAAAUCCAGCGAACGAGAGAUCCAUGAACUCGAGCAACGUUUCUCCGUGCUUCGAGCUCCAGAGACUGCCUUUGUCCUCCCUGCCUCCGGCGAGACACCGGCUUCCCUGGGGAAGGGAGACAGAAAAUCCGGAGGCGAAGACGAGUCCCUUCUCUUGGGGGCUGAACUUUCGCUCGGCUCUGCUCUGCAGACGCAGAGCGGCGGCCGCGCCACUCUCCUUAGCAGCGGCGAGUUCUGCUCCGAUAAAUUUUCACGACUCGGAAGUGAAAAAAACAUCGAGGACGGGAAGAAGAAAAUCGCGAAUCUGCGUGUGUGCGAAGAGCUUCUUCUCUGGACUUUCAACCGUCGCGGCGUUCUUCGGUGGUCGAAUUUGAAGCAUUUCAAGCCUGGGGAAACGGUUUCGCCUCACAUGUACAGAAUGAAGGAUGACAUCGUCUUCAGUGUCGACCUUCAUCAGCUCGAAAACGGCUUAUGGCAUCCAUUCUAUGCCACCGACGUUCAAGUCGAGUUUGUGAUGCUCGAGCCGUUUCUUCGCUUCUUUCUCGAGCCUCCUGCGUCGCGUCAGUCGCCCACCUUCUCGCGUGUCUUCCAGGCUCCAGAUCGCUACGGCGUUUUCAAGUUCGUUCUGCACUACAACCGCAUCGGUUUCUCCCCUCUCCAUGUUGAAUCGUUGGCACCUGUCAGAAAUUUCAAGCACAACGACUUCCCUCGCUUCUUGCCCUGCGCACUGCCUUACUACGGCUGCUCCCUCCUGACAUUGAUUGGUCUGAUCGUGUUUGCGGUCCUUUUUCUUCUCCACCGAGACAAGCGCUUCUUCUCGCCUCCGGCCGCACCCAGCUCCGAAACGCCGGGCGAGAACAUUCAGAGGACACAGCUCAAGAAAAAGGAAGAAACGAAAGUCGCUUAAUCGAUAAGAGCGACGCGCGUGAGUGCAGAUACUGCCGCACACGAGGCGGCGUUGGUGAACGUCUCUUUCGACAUCCCAACGAUUUCCUCGCCACAUGCAAGAGAUGGCUUCCAGCCGUUGGAGCUGGAUGUGAGCUCUGUUCGUUUCGUCUCUCGUUUCCGUCUCUGCAGUGUUGCACAGAGGGGAGCCGUUCCUUCGCCUGGGCGUUUCAUUUGCAGUCCUUAGCCGCUCGGUUGUCCGAGACGGCAGCCUUGUCGUGUCUGCCACAGGACGCAGAGUCCGGUAAUCUUCUCAACCCCCCUGUGUGCGAGAAUCGCGAGGAAGGAGACAACAGGAACGACAGACGC